UCGAAUGUCAUUACACUCAUGAUUCUACGAUAAUAUUGUUUUGUAUACAACUAGCUUACUACCGAUUCUCACUGUGUAUUUUUCUGUGUGUCUCAAGUUAAAGGUAAACCGUCUCAAAAGUAUGUUGCGCAAAAAGCUAAAGCUCACCGAACUACCCGAAACGAAUACGUUCGGGAGUCGCCCACCGGAAUUCGCCCUCAAGCCAUUCAUCAACGAAUCCAAACCGAGACUGUCUAAAGACAAUUCAGCCACCAUUGAACAAACAGAACCAUCCACUGCUGGAGUUGUCCCCCUCUGGCGCCGAGUCUAUCAACUCGAGCUCGAACUGUGUGAUGCCCUGAAACAAAUCGCGCUCCCAGCCGGUAUAGCAGCCACGUACAAUCCAAUCGAGUACGCGGCCGAAUUGCACCUCGCUUAUAUGCAACGUUUUCUGGACGGACCGAAACCGGUGCUAUUCCUUGGCAUGAAUCCAGGCCCCUGGGGGAUGUGUCAAAGCGGGGUCCCUUUUGGAUACGUACCGGCGGUUCGUGACUGGAUGCACCUGCAGGGUCAGGUGCUGAAGCCUAUCGCAGAGCUUGCCGUGCGACCAGUAGACGGACUGAGCUGUACACGAAGCGAACAAAGUGGCCAACGCUGGUGGGGUCUGUAUCAGAUGCUCUGUGGAACACCGGAACAGUUUUUCCGCAAUUGCUUCGUUUAUAAUAUUUGUCCGUUGGCUUUUUUCCACGCAGGCGGACGGAAUAUCACACCAGCUGAGUUUAAGGGCGCGGCCAAAACUCGCUUCCAACAAGUUUGCACCGAACAUUUGAAGUUGGCUUUGGAUCUGUUUAAUCCAGCGGUGAUAGUUUCCGUGGGUCGAUACACCGAGGAUCGAGUUAAAGCGCUCGUCAAACAGAACCUGCUCGAUGCCAACCGUAUUCAGCUGAAGUGUAUGCCUCAUCCUAGUCCGCGCAGCCUAAACAAUACUAACUGGCCGGAGAAAGCUCAACAGUGGCUCGAGGAAAAUGGUGUCAUGCCGUAUUUGAGGGCGCGAGAAGGUUAGUUUGCUGCGUCCUUUUUCAGUUUUAUUUUUACCCACAUCAAACGAAAUCAGUACAACAUUGAAGAGAGAGAAAAAACUUAGAGGCGAAUGAACUACAAAGUUUGAAGCCUCAAGCCACAAAGAAGAAGAAGAAGAGCAAAAAUGG
Molecule: messenger RNA, 1187 nt
Organism: Toxorhynchites rutilus septentrionalis
Lineage: Eukaryota; Metazoa; Arthropoda; Insecta; Diptera; Culicidae
Gene: Smug
Product: single-strand selective monofunctional uracil DNA glycosylase
Exons: 3
Coding region: 122-1042 (306 amino acids)
Biological process (GO): base-excision repair
Molecular function (GO): oxidized pyrimidine nucleobase lesion DNA N-glycosylase activity; single-strand selective uracil DNA N-glycosylase activity
Source: RefSeq, a predicted model, not a curated record